This is a messenger RNA of Psammomys obesus (fat sand rat), 2586 nucleotides long. It is a transcript of the gene Cdk17, whose product is annotated as cyclin dependent kinase 17. Gene Ontology annotation, molecular function: protein kinase activity; ATP binding. Gene Ontology annotation, biological process: protein phosphorylation. Bases 527 to 2098 code for a protein of 523 amino acids. NCBI's taxonomy places the organism in Eukaryota, Metazoa, Chordata, Mammalia, Rodentia, Muridae. Gene Ontology annotation, cellular component: nucleus; cytoplasm. The record is from RefSeq and is a predicted model, not a curated record. The transcript has 18 exons.
GGCGUCAAGCCGCAGCCUCCGAGCGAGAGAAAGCGCGGCGCACGCAGACGAACGAGAGCGGCGGCCGCGGUCUCCCCGAGCGCCCCGCGGUCCGGCAGCCCGCGUCCCGCCGCCUCGCUCCGGCCCGGCUCCGCGGCCGGGACUACUGGGCCGUCCGCGCGGCUCCGCGGCCCGGGAGCCAUGUUGAGCGGGGGGCUCGGCCACGCGUGAGGCGGCCGGCGGCCCUCGCGGAACGGAAGGCGCGAGUGGGGCGGGGGAGGCCCGAGACGCCUCGGCGCGUCCGCCGCCGCCGCCGGACCUGCAUCCGCUCGCCCUGCGCGCCCGCCCGGAGCCCGCGGGCGCCGCACUUGCUGAUUCUGCCAUUGAACCGAAGUUAAUCUCUUCAUGAAGACUGGCGAGGCAGUGAACUGAUGCUUGUCUCCACCUCUCAGCACUGCGAUUGUAGACACGUGCCCCCACGCACAGCUCUUCAUAUGGGCUCUGGAAACCUGACUCAGAAUUUUUUAAGUCACAUUUGACUGAUAGGAUGAAAAAGUUUAAGAGGAGACUGUCCCUCACGCUCAGGGGAAGCCAGACUAUCGAUGAGUCGCUGUCGGAGCUGGCUGAGCAGAUGACGAUCGAGGAAAGCAGUAGCAAAGACAACGAGCCUAUUGUGAAGAAUGGCAGGCCUCCAGCUUCUCACAGUAUGCAUUCCUUCCUUCAUCAGUACACAGGCUCUUUCAAGAAGCCCCCAUUGCGAAGACCCCACAGUGUCAUUGGAGGAAGCCUUGGUUCCUUUAUGGCAAUGCCCAGAAAUGGAAGCAGAUUAGAUAUUGUUCAUGAAAAUCUGAAGAUGGGAUCAGAUGGUGAGAGUGAUCAAGCUUCUGGGACAUCAUCUGACGAAGUCCAGUCACCUACAGGUGUUUGCCUCAGGAAUCGUAUACAUAGACGGAUCUCAAUGGAGGACUUGAAUAAGCGGCUGUCACUGCCUGCAGACAUCAGGAUACCUGAUGGCUACCUGGAGAAGCUGCAGAUCAGCAGCCCACCCUUCGACCAGCCCAUGAGCCGCAGGUCCCGCAGAGCUUCCUUAUCAGAAAUUGGGUUUGGGAAAAUGGAAACCUACAUCAAAUUGGAAAAGCUUGGAGAGGGUACAUAUGCAACAGUGUAUAAAGGAAGGAGUAAAUUGACAGAGAAUUUGGUGGCAUUAAAAGAGAUCCGCUUGGAGCAUGAAGAAGGUGCGCCCUGUACAGCCAUAAGAGAAGUUUCACUGUUAAAGGAUUUAAAACAUGCAAAUAUAGUAACCUUGCAUGACAUUGUUCACACAGAUAAAUCUUUGACUCUGGUCUUUGAGUAUCUGGACAAAGACUUGAAACAAUACAUGGAUGACUGUGGGAACAUCAUGAGUAUGCACAAUGUAAAGCUGUUCCUGUACCAAAUUCUCCGUGGUUUGGCAUAUUGCCACAGAAGAAAAGUACUGCACCGGGACUUGAAACCACAGAACCUCCUCAUUAAUGAAAGAGGAGAACUAAAGCUGGCUGACUUUGGACUAGCCAGAGCCAAGUCAGUUCCCACAAAGACCUACUCAAAUGAAGUUGUCACACUGUGGUAUCGGCCACCUGAUGUGCUUCUUGGUUCCUCAGAGUACUCUACGCAGAUUGACAUGUGGGGAGUUGGCUGUAUUUUCUUUGAAAUGGCUUCUGGAAGACCACUGUUUCCAGGGUCAACUGUGGAAGAUGAACUGCACUUAAUAUUUCGACUACUAGGAACUCCAUCUCAGGAAACUUGGCCUGGUGUUUCUUCGAAUGAUGAAUUCAAGAACUACAACUUCCCAAAAUAUAAGCCACAACCUCUAAUUAAUCAUGCACCCAGGUUAGAUUCUGAAGGAAUUGAGUUGAUAACAAAAUUUCUUCAGUAUGAGUCCAAGAAAAGGGUUCCAGCAGAAGAGGCCAUGAAACAUGUGUACUUCCGAAGUCUAGGACCAAGAAUACAUGCUUUACCAGAAAGCGUAUCAAUAUUCAGUUUGAAAGAGAUUCAGUUGCAAAAGGACCCGGGUUUUCGAAAUUCUUCCUAUCCAGAGACAGGACAUGGGAAGAACAGAAGACAGAGCAUGCUCUUUUAAGUCUGGUAACAUGGUUUCAAGCCCAGCCCCAGCCUUUCUUAUCAGCCAUGGACUCAGAGCUGAAGGCAGUCAUUUCUUGUGCUGGACUUGGGAUCUCCGUGUGUCUACACUGUCCUCUUCACAGUGGAGUCUUUUUAUUUCAGACCUACAGAUUGUUUUUAUAUUUGUUGUCACAGUGUGACAAUUUUUUUUGUACAGUUGGUUUUAAGGUCUUCUCUGCCAGUAGAGCCAGUAGGUUACAACUGUCAAUGUAACUGUAGCUGCAGAUUUGUGCAGGACUGAGAAACACAGCGCAUUAUUUAUUGCGGAAUCAUUGCUGCUAAGUAACUACUGUCUGUUUAUUUAACACAACAGUUGAAUGCCUGAAGAAGUUGCAGUGGCUUUAUUAUAUGUGAACGCAUCUGUUUCUCCUCACAAAUUGUUUUACUGCUGCAUUUUGUUUGUUCAUUUGUUUUUAAAAAUUAAACUACAGUGUUUCCUGGAAUGUA